Molecule: messenger RNA, 499 nt
Organism: Helicoverpa armigera (cotton bollworm)
Lineage: Eukaryota; Metazoa; Arthropoda; Insecta; Lepidoptera; Noctuidae
Exons: 2
Coding region: 84-416 (110 amino acids)
Source: RefSeq, a predicted model, not a curated record
AUAUAAAUUCUUCAGAAAAAAUCUUGAACAACAUAGUCUUAUUAAACCUUUGUUUGAACAAGUUGUUUUUGAAAAUUUCCAAAAUGUCGGUAAUUUCACAUGUUUUGCUACUUUUGGUGUUGUGUGUCGCGCUUUAUAAGGCUGAAGACCUUUUGUUGGGGUCUAGUGCCAAUGCACAGUUGGGAUACCAGGAGACUGUCAAGCUAGGAUCUGUUCCUCUCAAGACGAGAACCAAGAACGUGUUCUAUAAUUCGAAUAACACUAGGAUUAUUAAGGCUAUAUCAGCGAUCGACAUCGACAAGUCGAAGACCAAGCCCGCGGUGACCGCGGGAGGCGUCGGCUCUUCCUUCGUCAACGUGCGCUUCAAGAGCGAGAAGGGAGUCGGACUCAACUACCUCGUGCAGAUAUUUGUAUAAGUGUAUAUCUUGAGGUUGAUGGCAUCGGCGAGAUUAAUACUGAAUGUGGAAAGAUUUUGUUAAAUAAAUGAUGCAAUUCAUAA